Molecule: messenger RNA, 4700 nt
Organism: Bacillus rossius redtenbacheri
Lineage: Eukaryota; Metazoa; Arthropoda; Insecta; Phasmatodea; Bacillidae
Gene: Kap3
Product: kinesin-associated protein 3
Exons: 18
Coding region: 179-2734 (851 amino acids)
Biological process (GO): cilium organization; microtubule-based movement
Cellular component (GO): ciliary transition zone; axoneme; kinesin II complex
Molecular function (GO): kinesin binding
Source: RefSeq, a predicted model, not a curated record
ACUUUAAUUGUUAUAGGUUUUUAUAAAUAUUUAUUUAAUGAUAAACUGAAUUGUUUUUGCGCAAGGUUGAAAAUGUUUUAUUUCAGUGCUAAUGAAAAAAAAUUAUAAAAAAAAACAUGUUUAUUAAUGUCUACCAGUGUUAAUUGUUUUUGUAAAUGUUUUUGAAAUAUUAUCAGAAAUGCAGUCUGAGGAUGCCAGAUAUUUAAAAAGGAAAAUCCGAUCAAGAUCCAUUGAUGUUCAUCCAACAGAGAAAGCUUUGGUGGUAAAUUAUGAACUAGAAGCAUUUAUUCUAGGAGAUUUAGGAGAUCCUCUACUGGGGGACAAGAAGGAGCUACAAAAGAUAAUAAGGCUGAAGAGCUUGAAUGAGGACACGGACUGUGCAGCCUUCGCCAAGGAGGUGGUGGAGAAGUGUACUCUCAUACACCCUUCCAAGCUUGAAGAGGUCGAGCAACUCAUCUACUACCUUCAGAAACGCAAGGAUGCUUCGCUCUCUACCUCCGGCAGCACGUCCGCGGGGGAGGAGGCCUCGGGCUCGGGCAACGAGAGCCCCGGCUCGGCCAGCCUCGCGGAGGCCGCCAGCAUCAACCGCGUGGACAGCUACGUGGAGCUGCUGUACGAGGGCACGGCCGACAAGGUGCGGGGCUCCGCGCUGCUCCUGCAGCUGGCCCGCAACCCGGACAACCUGGACGAGCUGGGGGCCAACGAGUCCGUGUUGAGUGCGCUCUCCCGCGUUCUGCGAGAGGACUGGAAGAAGAGCGUCGAGCUGAGCACGAACAUUGUUUACAUUUUCUUUUGCUUCUCCACGUACAGCCAGUUCCAUCACGUCAUCCUCCAGUACAAGAUCGGGUCCCUGUGCAUGGAAGUGAUCGAUCACGAGCUGAAGAAGUUUGACCAGUGGAAGGGUGACCUGGACCUCCGGCAGCGCAGGCUGGACGAGAGCUGCCCGGAGCAGGGUCCCGCUGCCCCCGAGAGCGCGGGUGAGCCCCGCAAGAGGGCGUCCGACGGCUCUGUGUCGCACAUCCCAGUGGCCGCAGCGCCCAAGAGAAAGCAGGGCGACGCGCGCUGCUCGAACGAGGCGACGGACGACGCACGUAGAACUAGAGAGGAGCUGGACAAGGGGAGGAAGAAGCUCCUCAGUUAUGUCAAGAAGCAGGAUCAACUACUGCGAGUGUCAUUCUACCUGCUACUGAACAUUGCAGAAGACACCAAGGUAGAGGAUAAAAUGUGCAGGAAGAAUAUAGUGGGCUUGUUGACCAUGACGCUGGACCGUGAUAAUGUAGACCUUAUAAUACUCAUUCUAACCUUCUUAAAGAAGCUGUCUGUAUUCAGGGAAAAUGUGAAUGAAAUGGCGAGGCUCAACGUGGUGGAGAAGAUGCCCAGGAUCUUGAAGAUGAACCACUCGGACCUGAUCCACAUUGCCUUGAGGCUGUUGCUGAACCUGUCCUUCGACACUCAGCUGCGGGACCGGAUGGUGCGGGUCGGCCUGCUCAACAAGCUGGUCGGCUUCCUGGGUGAUGAGAAACAUGAAACAAUUGUUCUGAAGAUAUUGUACCACAUGAGCAUGGAUGACAGAUGUAAAUCUAUGUUCUCGUAUACAGACUGCGUUCCAGUGGCGAUGCGCAUGCUGCUGAAGUGCCCCGAGGACGAGGUGAACCUGGAGCUUCUGGCGCUGUGCAUCAACCUGGCCGUGAACAAGCGCAACGCACAGAUGAUGAUGGAGAACAGCCAGCUUCGCGGCCUCAUGGAGCGUGCCUUCCGCAACCAGGACUCCCUCAUCAUGAAGAUGAUACGCAACGUGGCGCAGCACGACUGCACCAAGAACAGCUUCGUGGAGUUUGUAGGGGACAUAGCGAAGGCUAUCGUCGACUGUGAGAGCGAAGACUUUGUAGUGGAGUGUCUGGGCGUGUUGGGCAACAUGACGCUCCCGGAACUCGACUUCUCGCAGUUGUUCCAGCGGUUCAACCUCGUGUCCUGGGUUCUCAACGCGCUUGUGCCAGGCAAAUACGAGGAUGACAUCUUACUGGAAGUGGUAGUCUUGUUGGGGACUGCUGCGUUAGAUGAAGGCUGUGUGUCUCUCCUCUGCAAGGCGGAUGUUCUCUUGUCGCUCAUCGAAUUGCUCAAAGCCAAACAGGAAGACGAUGAAAUGGUGCUACAGAUUAUUUAUGUUUUCUAUGCUGUUUCUCGUCACAUUUCUACACGUGACUACAUUAUUAAAGAGACUGAGGUGCCUGCUUACCUUAUUGACUUGAUGCACGACAAGAAUCUUCAAAUUCGUAAAGUGUGCAACUUGUGCCUGGACAUUAUAGCUGAGUGGAACAAGGAGUGGUCGGAGCGCAUCAAGCUGGAGAAGUUCCGCUGGCACAACUCGCAGUGGCUGGAGAUGGUCGAGGGCAGCGCAGCCGACCCCGUGGCCUUCGAUCACGCGGGCAGCCCCGAUCGCGAGGGGCCUCCCUAUCCGGACGAUGACAUCGUGCAGCGCACCCUCCUCUUCUCUGCGGGUUCACAUCUGGCCUUGAAUGAAUCAGAAGACUCAUUGAUGAACAACAAAGAUAACCUUACUGAGCCAAGGAGCAGGUACAGCAGCGACCUGGAGGGCCGGCGAGGCCUGUCUCCCAGCAGCAACAGCAGCAGCAGCAGCAGCGAGGACCUGGCGCGCAGUGGCCUCGGCAACCUGAGACUACGGCCCGUCUCCGCCGCACAGUUUAUGAAUUUCAAGCAGUCGCAGAUGUCUUAGUGGCAGGACGUUGGCAUGCAGGAGGCAAACUUGAAGCAUUUCUAAGUACUGUACGUGUCUUGUUAAAACUGCUAUAUGAAGUGUUGUACAAAUGAUGUGGCUUUUAUUUAUCCCAAUUAAUAAAUACCUUACACUGUACAUGCUUUCUGUUGCUCAAAGUGUUUGUUAAAAUUAAUGUAUUGUAACUAGGCCUUUGCGAAUUUUUGAAUAUAAAUAACUUGAUAUUUGUAUUCAAUUCGAAUUUGAAUAUUAACACUUUGAAAUUUGCUUACGAAUAUUUGACACUGUGUGUUUGUCGUAUAUCAGUGUUCACUGUUGAGCUUAAGUCUUUUAUGCAAUAUAAAGACCCUUUUUUAUGUUCUAAUGGGACUUCAUAGUUAAAAACAUUAACAAUAAGCAAUGUUUUAAACAUAACAAUCAUUCAAAAAAAAAAUUUUCACUUUUGUCUCACAAAACAGUAAUGGAAAAAUUGUAUGAACAAUGUUAAACACUGCAUAUUUGUAACAUUUCAAACUUGAAAACGAAAUAUUAUUCGGUUUCGAUUCCUCACAAGGUACCAGUAGUGGAAAUAAAUAAAUAAACAUCAACAACCUUGUACUGCAUCAUCACAAAACACGGGACACUCCAUUGUGAUGACCAUUAAAAGAAGUGAACACCAAAGUUUCAACGGCAUACAAAUUGAUAGUCAUAAUAGAUCUAACAAAAUGUGACACAAUAGAAGCUUAUUUGCUGUAUGUAUCUAUGGCGAAAUAGACUUUGUAACUUAAAAGAAAAAAAUUUGUAGAAACUGUGUUUAUAACAUUGCUGAACUAAAAUGCAGUUAUCUGGCUGCCAUUAACAAUGAAAAUGUGUGAAUAACUAGGGUGUAAAUAUGUAAAUAUGAGUUCAUUUAAUCUCUAAUUUGGAAACAUUAAAAAAUCAUGUUUUUCAUGAAAUGGAUUGGCUUUCUUGGUACCUAUUUUGCACUUCACGAAAUUUUUUGGAUCAUUAUGUAGAGUAACAAGUUCUGGAAAAUAAGGUGAAUAGGAAAUGAAAUGAAAUAUUGGUUGGUCAGGUUAAAGUUAGGUUUGUUGCAUUAUUAAAAACACAAUAUUAUUAUUUCAAAAUUUAAAUAUUUUACAAAAAUUUAUGUACAAUUAUUGUAGCUUCUUAAACAAACCAACUUUUCACUUUAGAAUUAUUUGUCUAAUUUCCUAUUUGAUUCAAACUAAAAAACUGAUAUUCACACAGGCCUAAUUGUAACACAGAGGGACAUAAUGUUUUGUCCAAAUUGUCUUUGUAAAUUAUUGAUAAUUUACUAAGACGAUUUGGACAAAAUAUCACGUCUCUUGUGUUAGUACAACUAUCCUAGUUAACAUAUAAUCAUAGAAGUGAAAAUACCUUUUCUUAAUAUUUUUCACAGCUUAAAGUAUCCAUGGAACCAUCUCAUCAAUAUUUCUAGAGGGUCGAUAACUAUGUACAUUAAAAAUAAUGGACAGGUGCUUGUAGCUGAAGCUUUCUAAAAGUUACCUGCUAAUAUGAUGAUUUGCCAACAGUGUCUUUUACAUUAUAUAUUUAUUACAUUUUUUUCAUUAGAUUUUUGUGAAUAAUCAUGGUACAGUAGAGUUUUGAUUAACCAAGUUGAUGUAUUCCGCACCAACCUUGAUAAAAUCACAGAUAACAUGGAUGUAAUAAUAAAUUGGGUUGGUUUUCAGUUUGCCCAUUGUUAUCAAAUUUUGGGGUGAUGUUUUUCCAACUUUUCUUCAGUGUAGAAAAGUCACUCCAUGAUUUGCUCAACCAGUGACUGGCAUCUUUGAGGUUAAUUUUUUUAAAGUUUUUUACAACAGUUAUAUAAUUUUCUAGGUUGUCAAGCUAUUGUUGAAGCUCGGUUAAUCAAGACACUACUUACAGCCACACAAUGCUUUUCGUAGUUGCAAAAUAAUGAUUUGCAUGUACAUCGUAUACAAACUGACCACAAUUUAAAAUA